Molecule: messenger RNA, 1816 nt
Organism: Triticum urartu
Lineage: Eukaryota; Viridiplantae; Streptophyta; Magnoliopsida; Poales; Poaceae
Product: Pseudouridine synthase family protein
Biological process (GO): enzyme-directed rRNA pseudouridine synthesis
Molecular function (GO): RNA binding; pseudouridine synthase activity
Source: RefSeq, a predicted model, not a curated record
GAAUACCCAGAGAAAAGGCACCAAGUCUUUCUCGGCUCGACAACGAGAAUGGCGGCGCUCCUCUUACUCCGAAGGCUGGCGGCCGGCGGCGCGGUGGCAAGGCUGCAGCAACCAUACGCCGGCCUAGCCACCGCAGCAGCGAGGCAGGAAGCUCUAGACUCUACCAGCGAGGAGAGCGGCCGGCCGGACAAGGGGAACAAGAACCGCUGGAUGGAGCUCCCCCCGUUCACGCCGGUCGAUGCCGCCGCCGCUGCGAGAGCCAUUUUUCGAGGGCAGGGAGGAGAUGAGAUAGAAGGGAGCUCCAACUCCACCGCCAUCAGAUGGGUCCGGCGAUGCUGCCCCCACCUGCCCGCCUCGCUGGUGCAGAAGCUCUUCCGCCUCCGCAAGGUUAAGAAGAAUGCUGUGACUGCUGAGACAUCUUCCACAGAUGCUAGUGCUAAGCAAUUCCGGUUGAGAAGGGUUUCGGCGAAAGAUCACCUAGUACCUGGCGAUACCCUCUUUCUACCUGUUAAUAUUCAAGAAUCUCCUGUUGCUGAGAAGGCCAGGAAAUUUGAUAACAGGAAUGAGAUUGAUUUUUUACGUAGCCUUGAGAUUUACAAGGAUAAAGCCAUCAUUGUGGUCAACAAACCCCCUGGAAUGCCGGUUCAAGGUGGUGUUGGCAUAAAAAACAGUAUAGAUGUGCUUGCCCCGAUGUUCGAAGAAAAUUCUUCUGAUGCACCUCGCCUGGUCCACAGACUUGAUAGGGAUUGUAGCGGCGUCCUUGUUCUGGGUAGGACUCAACUUAGUGCUUCCAUUUUGCAUGCUAUCUUUCGUGAGAAAACUGCUGAUGCUUUAGCUGAUGGUACUCAACAAGUAUUGCAACGAAAAUAUGUUGCACUUGUUAUGGGAACACCUAGACAUCCCAAGGGUUUACUUUCGGCUCCACUUGCGAAGGUUUUAUUACAAGAUGGCAAGUCUGAGCGUCUGACAGUUAGAGCUGGUCCAAAUACUACGUCUGUUCAGGAUGCUUUGACAGAAUACAGAGUGAUUGAAUCUUGCCCCCGAGGGUUCACUUGGUUGGAACUAUUUCCUCUUACUGGAAGAAAGCAUCAGCUCCGAGUCCACUGUGCAGAGGUUCUCGGAACGCCGAUCGUAGGGGACUACAAGUACGGGCGGCAAGCGCACCAGGACUGGACGCCUCUUCCCGUGCCGCAAACCGUCGACGAGGAACUGCUCAGGAAGCAGAGGCUUCCCUUUGGCCUUGUCCUGGGCGGCGGGAGCGUCGCGGAGGAGCAGCCUCAGUUGCAUCUGCACUGCAAGCAGAUGAUGCUCCCUGAUAUCUCAACUGCCUUCCAAGGGUUGCAGUCUGAAGACGCCGAGCGUGACUUCUCGGGUCUCGAGAAGCUCAGCUUCGUUGCUCCAUUGCCGCUGCACAUGCGGCUGAGCUGGGAGGUUUUGAAGUCCGUUGACAAGUAAUCGAAGAGUGGCGUCUGAGUCUGUCCGUUCUCUACGCCGACCUACUGUGAUACAGAUGCUGUGUUGCUCAAGACUACAGCCACAGAAGUUGACCAAAAGAUCUCAUUUUAGUACUAUAGCACAGUGACAGCGGUUCCUUUUUUCUUUUUGUUAGGGAAUUCACUAUCCACCACAUUUUCAUUUUCUGUUUGGAGCCUUAACGCUCAAGGGAUGUACUUUAAUGGUUACAUUGUUUUCAAUCGGCAACAUCGUUUAUAGUAGAUCACUAGUGAUCUAUAAACGAUCUUAUAUGUAUCUAACAUCUUGUCAGCUAAGUAUGAAGCAAUCACUGAGCAUGAAAUUGUAUGACACAGUUGACCAA